Messenger RNA from Cryptomeria japonica (Japanese cedar), 762 nucleotides. RefSeq lists its product as uncharacterized. Bases 1 to 762 code for a protein of 253 amino acids. NCBI's taxonomy places the organism in Eukaryota, Viridiplantae, Streptophyta, Pinopsida, Cupressales, Cupressaceae. The record is from RefSeq and is a predicted model, not a curated record. The transcript is spliced from 2 exons.
AUGGAAGAUCAUCCUAAGGAGCAAGGUGAGGAGGAAGAAUUAAAAGAAGAAAGUGAAAAUGAGGAACAAGACAAUUUUGAAACUCCAUCAAAAACACCAUCAAAGUCACCUUUAAAAACUUCAUCAAAAACUCCAUCAAAAUUUGUUCAGAAAAAUCAUCCAGAAGGCUUGGUUAUUGAUGAUAUCAUUUUUGGUGGUAGUAAGAAUCAAAUGUGUGAAGAAUUUGCUUCUAACAUGCAAAAAGAAUUCGAGAUGUCUAUGCUUGGAGAAAUUUCUUUCUUCCUAGGAUUGCAGAUUUCACAAUCAGAUAAAGGGAUAUUUCUCUCACAGACUAAGUAUGUUAGGGAGAUGUUGAAGGGAUUCAGAUUUGAGGAUUGCCAUCCUAUAAGUACUCCUAUGGUCACUGGUUGCAAACUCAGUAAAAAUGAUGAAUCACCUGAUGCGAAUCAGACUCAAUAUAGAUCCAUGAUUGGAAGUCUCUUAUAUGUAACAACUACCAGGCUAGAUAUAAUGCAAGCUGUUGGUGUAGCAACAUGGUAUCAAGCAGCACCAAAGAAAACACAUGUACAGGUAGUUAAAAGAAUCUUCAAGUAUUUGAAGGGUACAAUGGAUUUUGGAUUGUGGUAUCCAAAAUGUGAUGAUUUCACUCUCAGAGCAUACACAAAUGUUGAUUGGGCAGGUGACAAGGAUGAUAGCAAAAGCACUAGCGGAGGAGCCUUUUUGCUUGGCAACAACCUUGUAUCUUGGUUGAGCAAAAAAUAG